Messenger RNA from Misgurnus anguillicaudatus (oriental weatherfish), 4553 nucleotides. RefSeq names its product UDP-glucose ceramide glucosyltransferase (gene ugcg). Lineage: Eukaryota; Metazoa; Chordata; Actinopteri; Cypriniformes; Cobitidae. Gene Ontology annotation, molecular function: ceramide glucosyltransferase activity. The record is from RefSeq and is a predicted model, not a curated record. Gene Ontology annotation, biological process: glucosylceramide biosynthetic process. Gene Ontology annotation, cellular component: membrane.
AUGCGCUGAUUCCCCGCAGACCCGCCCGCAGCUGAAUGAGCGCGUGAGUGCGUGUGAGCGCUAUUCAGCUCUCAGGGCCGAACAGUGUGGUGUCAGCGCAUCCGGACACAGGACAGCCAUGGCCCUGCUCGAUCUCGCUCUGCAAGGCUUCUCCAUCUUCGGAUUUGUGUUGUUUAUCGUCCUCUGGCUCAUGCACAUCGUCUCCAUCAUCUACGUCCGACUGCAUCUCAACAAGAAGACCACAGACAAGCAGCCGUACUGUAAACUGGCCGGGGUCUCGCUGCUGAAGCCCCUCAAAGGUGUGGAUCCCAACCUAAUAAACAACCUAGAGACGUUCUUCGAGCUGGAUUAUCCGAAGUAUGAAAUUUUACUCUGCGUCCAAGACCAUGAUGAUCCAGCCAUCGAUGUAUGCAAAAAAUUGCUGGGCAAAUAUCCGAACGUCGAUGCAAGGCUAUUUAUAGGAGGAAAGAAGGUGGGAAUCAACCCCAAAAUAAAUAACCUCAUGCCGGCUUAUGAAGGAGCAAAGUAUGAACUUGUCUGGAUAUGUGACAGUGGCAUUCGGGUAAAGCCAGACACACUGACUGAUAUGGCCAGUCACAUGACCGAGAAGGUUGGAUUGGUUCAUGGACUUCCUUACGUAGCAGACAGACAAGGAUUCGCCGCUACGUUGGAGCAGGUGUAUUUUGGGACAUCGCAUCCACGUUCCUACAUCUCAGCCAAUGUGGCGGGAAUCAAAUGCGUCACGGGAAUGUCGUGUCUCAUGAGGAAGGACGUCCUGGAUCAGGCCGGCGGUCUGUUCGCCUUCGCACAGUACAUCGCUGAAGAUUAUUUCAUGGCCAAGGCCAUCGCAGACAGAGGAUGGAAAUUUUCCAUGGCAACACAGGUAGCCAUGCAGAAUUCGGGCUCGUACUCCAUUGCGCAAUUCCAGUCGCGCAUGAUCAGAUGGGCCAAGCUGAGAAUCAACAUGUUGCCAGGCACCAUCGUCGAGCCCAUCUCAGAGUGCUUUGUGGCAAGCCUCAUCAUUGGCUGGGCUGCCCAUCACGUUUUCCGAUGGGACAUUAUGGUCUUUUUCCUGUGCCAUUGCCUGGCCUGGUUCAUUUCAGAUUACAUUCAGCUCAGAGGAGUACAGGGCGGUCCUCCAUCUUUCUCCAAGCUGGACUACGCAGUAGCCUGGUUCAUCAGGGAGUCCAUGACGAUUCAGAUCUUUCUGUCCGCUCUUUGGGACCCCACGAUCAGCUGGAGGGCAGGCCGCUACCGCUUGCGCUGCGGAGGUACGGCGGAGGAAAUCUUGGAUGUUUAACCAGGACCGGGUGCCAAGGACUAAUGCGCCGGUUCUGACAAGAAAAAACACAGGACUGUGAAGACGUGAGCGCAGAUGGACAAUUGAGAACUGAAAACUGAGUUUUAUUCCAACUUCUGAUAGUUUUUAACCUGUGACUUUAGCAAGAGCUUGAAUAGAUUAUUUAUGUUCUGGGUGCUUAAGUUUUUCUUGCGAGGUCUCUGACGGUUUGAGGCCUCGUUCUAGAUGAGCCAAAAGUUGUGAAGGGGUGCGGAAGAACUAACAAUGGAAAUGGUACUCUGUGAUGUGGCCGCACUUUACCGCACUUCAACGGACAUCGCAAUUUUAACGAAAACGCAUCUUUUUUGUUUUGUUUGUUUUGUUUUUAAAUGUCCUGGUAACAUGUAGAACCGUUUUAUCGUAUCAACGCUACAGCUUUUAACCAUAACAUUAGCACAAAAGUGACGUCAGAUGAAAAUCGAACGACUGAAGCGUUUAAAAGCGGCAUUAGUGCAUGAAUGAAUCACUUGCUUAAUCACAGUGUUUACUCACAUGUAAAGCACUCUUGCCAUAUUUUAUAAUUGCGUGGACUUCUGAAUGCUCAAAUCGGAUCCGUUCGGGUCCAUUUUAUGUUUACUUACAGAGCAAUACCUUCUAUAUAGGACGAAGUUGUCCGUGAGGGGGAACAGUGACAGCGGAUCGUGUACAGGCAUCAUUGAUCUAUCCUCAGACGUCACUAGGCUUGUAAAUGCUCAAGGAAAAGUAGAACAGUAUUCAAACACGAGGUAUAAAGAAUAAGUUUGAGCUUAAGUUACCAUAUUUUCCGAUUUAAUCGACAACUUAGUGCCAUUUGAGAUGUUAAUAUUUUCUCUAGAUCUUUACCUUACUUGCUCUUUCGUGUAAACGCGCUCGUCGCUCUCGUUCCAGGACCAGGGUUUGCUUAACACAUAUCAGGGCAUUUUUCCCCGCAACGCUUUCGCUCUGUCAGUAUUUCCUGUGAAUAUUUUUACCAGAUUUAGGUGCACAGAUUUGCAUAAUCACUUAAAUUGUCCAAACAUUUCAUUUAGCCUGUUUAACCCAUAACGCAAACGCUUGAACAUGUUUUUUUUUAGUUAAAAAUUCGGCAUUAGUCGACUGACAUGAUGACUGAAAUGGCAGAUAUAUGGUGACAUGGUUUACAAUCUGAUUCAUUUCAAUCAAUCUGGUAUAGUGCGAUAUUUGAUCAUUUCCUUGUUCCUUAAAGUUUACGUGAACUCAUUUAGCGUCGCAGAUAGUCGAGCUACAUUCACAAAACACUCUUCAUUCUCCUCUUCACCUUUGUUUACCCCUCAAAGUCAUUAUUUUAAGAACUGCUUGUUUGGUUCCAAGAAGCUUGCUUGCGCUAUUGUGGACAAACCACUUUUUCUUCAUUCCUUUAACUCUCGCUACAGGUUUCGGAUUCAUGGCUUUUAUCGCUAAGGACCAGUGCCAACACUGGCAGUAUUGUUACAAAGAUCAUCCACUCCUUAACUCUCGUCGUGAUUCACAAACCACGGUGUAUGACUAUGAACAUGUGGCAUGAGCAAUGUGUUUGUCCAUUGAUUCCAUCAUAGCUGCCAUUUUAAGAAGUCUUUUUCUCCCAAAUGCCAGAAUGUUUUUAUAAAAACUUUUUUUUUAUUCAAAUGAAUUUGUUUUUGUGAAAACUUUGGGCUUCACCAUUCGAAAAUGAACUUACGUUUUGUGCACAAGGCCGGGAAAUAUGUACCAUUCGACUAACAGUUUGGGGGGGAUAGAUAAUUUAGCAAUAAAAGCGAGUAAUACUACAUUAAGGCUGUGAAUCAAAAGCUGUUAGCUUCCAAACUCAUUUCUUUCUUUUUUUUUUAGGUUCAGUACAAUAAACAUUUCAGAUUUUGUUUAUCGUUAAUAGCGGGCCUUGUUCGUAAAACACGAACUGGAGAAAUAUUCGCUAAAUUGUCCGUAAGAAAUGUUUAGUACAUUUUUGCAUCAAAUUAAAUUAAUUCGUAAAAGCAUUAAUUGCGCAAGUUUAUGCUUUGACUAACUGGAGAAAUAUUCGCUAAAUUGUCCGUAAGAAAUGUUUAGUACAUUUUUGCAUCAAAUUAAAUUAAUUCGUAAAAGCGUUAAUUGCGCAAGUUUAUGCUUUGACUACGGCAUUAACGUAGUGUAUAUGACAUUCAUUGCAGCGAUUUAACCAAGAAAUUAUUUUUACGAAGAAAUUAACGUUUUUAAUUAAUGUUUUUAUGAAUGAGGCCCAAAGUUUUGUUGCUUGCCAUCACUAAAUGUACUAUUUUACUGCAUUUACACAAGACUACCUACCUAGUUUUGUUUUUCUAUUGUUUAUCAGUACCAACUAACACUUUAUAGACCACAAUAGAAAAAAAACAAUUUGGUUAGAGAAGAGGAAGCCCGGACUUUUCGACAGUUCCUCUGCAUAUCUGCUGGUUCUUAUUUUUUGUUUGUACAAAGGUGUCAAUAAGAAACUUGUAAAUUGACCUCAUUUAUGAAAAGUCUACAAUGCACUGUAAAUUUCCUAUUUAGACUUUUCUCCUCUGCGGACCAUGCUGACUUCUGCUUAUGACCUUUAUUGAUAUUACGGUUCUCCAGGGAUUGUAUUAUCAAAACUGUGGGGAGUUAGACUUUUUUUCUAUAUGUGUACAGCUGUAUCUUUGUCGAACCUGUUUUAUAGAUGGCUGGUGACCCACGUGGUGUGGUGUGUGAAGUAAGAAAACGUUCGCCAAUUCUGGCCAUGAGCAUAUUUUCGAACACUGGACGCUUAAAUCCACCCGUGACGCACGACAGUGCUGUCUAUAGGCGGGGCGGCUCGUCGAGACUUUGAGCCAAAAUAAGUUUUAAGUGUCAUAUGCUGUGUGUAAAAGAUUUCGCUCAUUUAUCAUGGCCAUACUGCUAGACGUUUCCCAUACAGUCACCAGUCACAGAUGACGAAAAAAAGUCUGGUUGUGAUCCACUGCUUAUAUUUUAUGUGCUGUAAGUUGAAAAAAAAUUUUUUUUAAAGAAAAUGUACAGUUUAUUUAUGAAGUUUGGUUGGAAACCAUUAUUACAUACGCUGCGUUGUGUAGCUUAAUUUAUCAAGUGGUUGUUUUUAUCAACGAUUUUAGUUUCUAUUUCGGCAGUAGGAAGGAUGAAAAGACGUCAGUUUUGGGAUAUUUGUGUUUAUUUUGUAGAUGUUGUGUAUGUACAAUGUUGAUGAAGAAUGCGUAACCACAGCUGGGAACUGUGUUACUACAGAUAAAUUAAAGCUUUAUCAAGCAAUUGAAAA